AUGACUCGUUCCCAAGUCGACAAUCGUAUCCCUGACCUCACCAGGCUUGCUCUACCUCCAUCCAAGCCUCGCGUUUUUCUCCUCACCGAUAUUGAAAACGAGCCGGAUGACCAGGAGUCCCUCGUCCGGUAUCUGCUUUAUUCAAACGAGUUCGAAACUCGAGGAAUUUGCGCCGUCACUUCAGCAUGGCUACCAACGCGGACAGCCCCGGAAUCGAUUCGCACAACCAUCAAGGCCUACGCCUUGGUGGUGGAUAAUCUCAAUCAGCACGUACAUCCGGAUGCUCGAUACCCGACAGCGGAAGCCCUUUUAAAGCUUGUAUCUUCUGGAGCACCUGUAUAUGGCAAACAAGCCCUUUCUUUGCCGCUCAGUCCCGGUGCCAGGGAUCUGGUGAACAAAGUCCAGGAAUCGACAGAGCCACUAUGGGUCUUGAGCUGGGGUGGAACUAAUGUGCUCGCAGAAACAUUACAACAUAUCCACGAAACAAAAACCCCUGCUGAAGAAGCAGUCCUGCACUCACGACUGCGAGUGUACACGAUUUCAGACCAGGAUGACACCGGCGAAUGGAUCCGGAACGCAUUUCCGGCAGUCUUUUUUAUCUGUUCAAUCCAUGGCUUCGGUGCCUUCGAUAUGUCCACUUGGCAGGGUAUCUCGCAUCCAAUCUCCGGCGGAGACUUGUCGAAGGUAUCCGCUGAAUGGCUUCGGGCCCAUAUCCAGAAAGGUCCUCUGGGCAAGGUGUAUCCAACUCCAAUGCACAUCAUGGAAGGUGACACACCCACCUUCCUAUACCUCAUCCAGAAUGGAUUGGGACACCCAGAGAGGCCGGACUUUGGGAGCUGGGGAGGACGGUACAGGGCCGUUAACGUCGGCAGCGCGCACUACGCCGACGUCGUUGACACUCUUGUUGGUCCUAACAAGACCGAGCGUACGGACCAGAAGGCCACUAUUUGCCGCUGGCGCGACCACUUCCAAAACGACUUUGUGACACGCAUGAGUUGGUCGGUCACCUCGCACUUCUGGCAAGCGAGCCACCCUCCUGUGCCGAUCGUUGAUGGCCACCAAGGCCCAGCCUGUAUGACGCGGAAGGUGAAAUCCGGGGAUAUCGUCGUGUUGGAUGCUUCGAAGACUUACGACCCUGAUCACCCAGAGGAUAACUCGCAUCUGGAGUUCCAAUGGUACCAGUACCUGGAACCAACUCUUAGCCAUCCCAUCGGUGCCCAAGCUGUGCCUCGGUGUACCAUAAAGCCGCUUUCUCCUCCCCCAGGCACUAGUAGGAGAUUGGUCUACAAUGAUGCCGGCUUUGAGGAUGUGGCUCUUGGCCCGUGUGUGGAGGUCGUUGUACCUGAUAGUAAAAAGCCCGCAAUGUUUGGCAUGCCAGUACAGCAUUGGCUUCCCUACACGGGUGUUGACGGGAUGUUCUAUCAUAUUAUUUUACAGGUGUCGCACAGAAAGGCGCAGUUUCCUGUACAUAGAUAUCUGCGUAUCAUUUUGGAUGCCGGCUUAUCCUAA
Aspergillus steynii IBT 23096 is the source of this 1509-nucleotide messenger RNA. Its product is annotated as DUF1593 domain-containing protein. Bases 1 to 1509 code for a protein of 502 amino acids. The record is from RefSeq and is a predicted model, not a curated record. The transcript has 2 exons. Lineage: Eukaryota; Fungi; Ascomycota; Eurotiomycetes; Eurotiales; Aspergillaceae. Gene Ontology annotation, molecular function: hydrolase activity, hydrolyzing N-glycosyl compounds.